CGAAACAAAAAAGGUUCAUCGGUGCCUUUCCAACUUCGUAACGCUCUGUAAACGUUCCUGGGCUUUUGUGUCUAUCCAAUGUCUUUCUCUUAGAACAAUCUCUACAGGUCCAACGAAAAAUUUAAAGAUCUUUCGUUUCGACUUGCAGUUUGAGCGUUUUUAUUACCUUAAGCCUAUAUUCUGAGCUGAAAUAUAAAGCCAAGUAUCGUCGUCUAAGUUUCCAUUGUUACUGUUUCGCUUCACGGCAACGCUAUGUGUUCAUCGCGAUCACUCUUAAUCCUUGGAAUAUUCUUCGUUGUGAAUUGUCGUAAUGUUCAUGCUGAUGUCAAUGAUACGAUAUGGAAAGGUUUUUCAGUGAUGUGUAUGAGCGAUGAAAACAACGAAAUCAUGAAUCUCUCAGUAUCUUGUCAUGGAGUUAAAUUAGUGAGAAAGAUUGUUCAGAAAUUUCUAGAAGAAUUUAAAAAGAAGAGAAAUUUGGAAAUACUAGACGGAGUUAGUUUGGUAAAGAGCGAUAUUGAAGAUGUGUCUUCUCGAAAUGGUAGAGCAUUAAAUAGAUUUGGUCAAAUUGGAUCGAUGGUGAAACUUUUAGAAAAUAGGGAACUGAGAAUUAAGCUGCCAAGUCUGUUACCAGAGAAUUUCGAGUCAGCAAUUGAAGAAAGUUUACCAUCUACUGAACAAGGAAGAAAGAGUUCAGGAGGAUUCGGCGGAGGGAAAAAAGGUGACGGUGGAGUCAUGAUGAUGGCUUUAAUGAUGGGUAAAAUGAUGGCAGCGAUGGGUUUUGGAGCUCUUGCCCUUUUGGCUAUGAAAGCUCUCAUGGUAUCUUCUCUUGCUCUUAUGCUCUCACUAAUUAUUGCUGCCAAAAAGCUUGCCAGCGGUAAAGAAGAGGAUAGUCAUCAUGUUGUUUAUGCUCAGGAAAUUAGUUCAUCUCAUCAUCGACGACGGAGGAGUCCAGAUAACAUCUUUGAUGAUUUCAAAAUGCAGCCAUAUCAAGGAUAUAUGAUUGUACCGACCGAGCUUCAAAAGUUACGAUCAUGAAGUAAACAUGCAUUCGUGUGCUUUCUGUUUUACCGUCGGUCGCAUCUUUAUUAUUUUAUAUGACCGACUUACGCAAUAUUAUUUGUAUAGAGCGACAAACGCUAUAUGAUCUAUAGAAGAAAAUACUCUUAAAUAAUUAUGAGGCGUAAGAACUUUAUUUUCAUAAAGUCGAAAGGAAGUCACGAUCUGCA
This is a messenger RNA of Ceratosolen solmsi marchali, 1226 nucleotides long. RefSeq lists its product as uncharacterized. Gene Ontology annotation, cellular component: membrane. The transcript is spliced from 3 exons. The record is from RefSeq and is a predicted model, not a curated record. Lineage: Eukaryota; Metazoa; Arthropoda; Insecta; Hymenoptera; Agaonidae. The coding region runs from base 253 to 1035 and encodes 260 amino acids.